AGGCAUUGGAAGUUGAUUGAAUUAUGUUUUUUAUUUGAUGUUGUUAAGUUAGUGUUUUUGCUGAGAGUUGUUGUGCCUGUGCUGUUGUGAUUUUUUGUGUUGUUUGUGCAGUGGUCUUUUGUUGUUAUAAGUGAGGUUGUGUUCCUUGGUUGGUUGUUGCGUUGUUAGGUUGUGGUUAUGUUCUUUGGUUGGUUGUUGAGUUGUGGUUGUGUUCCUUUGAUUGUUGUUGUGUUAUUGUUGUCCUUGGUUGUUGUUGAGUUGCUGGGUUGUAGUCGUUGGUGGUGGUGUGUUGGGUUGUGGUGUCGUGGUCUUGGUUGUUGUUGUUGGUGUCCCAGUGACCUUAACCAGGGGACAGCACAGGAUAGCCCGGAGUAACUGGAUUGAUUGGCAAUACAAAAAAGGGACUGCAAGUCAAGGAUGAAAGAUGGGAAGUAAGCAUGCCCACUAAUUACGUCAGGUAUCACCCCACCAACAACAGCAUUCACAGGAUAUGGGUCAGCCUUUGUCGAUCUUGGCAGUUGUUCAAAAUGAGAGGCAUGUCGAGACGUAAAUGCUCAUUUGUUUCUGGGUGCACUGUUAUUACGUUGACCCUUUUAUACCUGUCAGGUUUGUAUCAAUAUGCCUUGACUUGGUCUUAUGAUUAUUAUUAUAUACAUUGGGGACCAAGUGACCCGUUAGAUUUUUUAAUAUCGCAGAUCAAAUCGGGUGAUGCUGCAAAGGUUCCACCAGUUAACGAAUUUCAAUAUUCCUAUACUCAUUCUUGUAAAGAAAAGUGUGAGGUUAAUGAUAAUAUUCGAUUGAUGUAUGUGGUGAAAUCAGCUGCACAAAACUUUGAGAAGCGCAAAAGCAUACGUAAUUCGUGGGGUUUUGAAAAUAGGUUUUCAGAUGUUGAAAUUAGGACAGUUUUUCUACUUGGCACUUUACCUGGUAGGCCAGACCUGCAAGAGAAAGUGGGAAAAGAAAGUUCUAGCCACAAGGAUAUCAUCCAGGCAGAGUUCAUUGAUUCAUACUUUAAUAACACACUCAAAACAAUGAUGGGACUACAUUGGACUUUUCAUAAUUGUGCCAGAGUGAAGUAUUUUUUUUUCGUAGAUGACGACUAUUACGUAUCAACAAGAAAUGUUUUGAGGUUCCUCAGGGAUCCAGUCAAUUACCCACAGUAUUUAGAAAAAUAUGUAGUCCAAGCUGUGAAUGAGUAUAAGGAGGAUCUGUUCGCAGGAUACGUCUUCAGGAGUUCUCGACCAAUCAGAUGGAUUUACAGUAAGUGGUACGUAACUUUGGACGAGUAUCCUUAUUCUCAUUGGCCUCCUUAUGUCACAGCAGGCUCUUAUAUAUUAUCACGUAGAAGUUUGGAGAGGCUGUAUUUUGGAAGUAUUUACACCAGUAAUUUUCGCUUCGACGAUAUUUUCCUUGGAAUGGCUGCUAAAAAAGCGGAUCUCAAAAUCUUUCACCAUGACGAGUUUUAUUUUUAUCCCAGAUCUUACGACACUGAUGGUUACAAAUGGGUCAUAGCUUCUCAUGGCUUUGAUGAGCCAGAAAAGUUAAUUGAAGUAUGGAAUGAACAAAGAUCAGCUGGUAAUUCGUAAACUUUCACGAACAUGGAGAGAGUUUAACAAAUGCCUUCUUUUAUAACUGCUAAUCAAGGCACGUCCUAUUAGAAUUUAAAAGUAAUUUGCAGUGGUGUAAUUAUCCUGACAUCCUUAGCAUUUAGAGUGGUUGCUAAUUCUUCCAACUUACAUGAAUGGGACAUGGCUCACACUUUGAUUUUUAAAUUUUUUACUUUCAUGUUUUGAUUAGAAGGGCCCUUUUUGUAUAGUGUUUUUCAAAAGUUUUUAAUCUGUAUUUAUUUUCUAUAUUGUGUUUUUAUUCUAUGAUUCUUUUGUGUUUCUGCACAUUCUACUUAAUUCUUUGCCCUAUGGGGAAACAUUACAUAAAAGUUAGUAGAAGUGCAGUUCUUAAGAGGCUUGUGUCCAUCAGUUUGAUUCCUGCACUUUGUUUAGGAGCUAAUGCUCUUUUGGAAUAACAACUGGUAAAGAAUUAUCCAAAUAAAAUGAUUAGGUCAAAGGGUUUAUCAGUUGCCGGGACUGGUGAAGGAUGAAAUUUACCCUACUGAAUGACACCGUAUGUUUUAGAAAGAAUUGAAUGUGCAGGAAAUGGAAUUCAUGUAAAUACUUUCCCCUAAAAUCAACUGUUUCAUUUCAAACCUAAUUUUAUUUGGGCCUAGUCAUUUUAAAUAGAAGGACUGUUGGGAUGUUCAUAUGUGAGAUAAUUUUUUAAGGAUGAAGACCAUCUCAAAAAGAUAAAAAGUUUUAAGUGUUUUAUGCAAUAGGCACAUUAUUUUAUUCAGUUAACAGUUUUUAAGUAUUUUUAUACAAUCAGCUCAUUAUUUUAUUCAGUUUGAAAGGGUGAGUAACUCAGCGGAGAGGAGAACAGCAUACUGUUAGGAAGAAUUGCCAGUAAGCAAAUUAUUUUCAAACUUCAAAGUGGUAUAUCUUGACUGACAGUUAUAAAUACGUACAGGUAUUCGUAACAUAAAUUGUUGUAUGUACCAGGUAUUGACUUACUGUAAUGUUGCAGUAUUUUUAUUUGGGACAUUGCAUUUUUAUUAUAGAUUGUUGUUUUAUUGCUCAUGUUUUUAAUUGUGCUGUCUUAAGUUGUGACACUCACUGGUCUGUUUUGAAUGCUUCAGCGAAACAUUAAUAGUCGUUCAUUUACAAAACUCAGUGUAUGUGAUUAAGUUUUAUAUUAAAGUGUGCAAUAUCCAUCAUUUUCUUGGUAGUAGAACAACCAGCUCUUAACUUAACAAGUGGAUGUUUCAGGACCCCCAGGUGUCACAAAAUCUGCAUAUGGGCAGUCCCCGGUUAUUGCGGCAGUUCCUUUCCGACAGCUUAAUGAUAAGCAAAAAUCUGCGAUUUUUGGAGCUUAUGGCACCGAUAACCAGUUAAUGGAGCCCCUGUUAGGCAUGUAUUGGCACCAAUACUCUAUUAUUGGUGCCAAUAACUGGAGCUUGGCACAUUAUGGCGCCAAAAAUUGCUGAUUUUCACAAAGCACCAUAAAACCGGAUCUCCAAUAACCAAGACCACCGAUAACCGGGGGCUGCCUGUAUUUCCUAAUUACUUGUAUAGUGGGUCCCCGUAUUCACGCUCUCCGGAUUCGCUGCGAAUUUCUCUCUGGACCAUAUCUACCCAUUAUUUAAGGGAAAUUUGCUUAUUCGCUUUAGUUUUCUACAUGAAAUAUGCAGAAAUUCCUGAUUUUUUUUUUUUUUUUUUUUUUUUAUUUAAUCAUAAAAUGCACUUUUUGUGAUAAAACUAUUCAAAAAACCAGGUAUACAAAUUUUUAGCGGGUUUUUCCUGAGUUUUACCUACCAAAAUAGGCUGUUUUCAGCAUUUUUAUUGGAGUUCCAACUACAAUUCGCGGAUUCUAACUUAGCGUGGGUGUCAGGUGCACAUAUCCCGCGAAUACGGGGGGACCACUGUAUACAAGGAAUUAGAAAAUAUGUAUAAUAAGGGUAUUUGCAUAUGUAUACAUAAGCUACCCACAUCUUCCCGUAUGCAGUAUGUACUGUAAAUCUUCUCUAGGUUACAGUAUCACCUCAGCUUAAUAGACUUCAAAUUAUCGACUGGAUAUGUUUGAGUCUAGAAGACUUAUCAGUUGCCAAAAUGAACAUUUAACACUUGCCUAUGAGUAUUUAAAACCUGUUGUGUAGCUUUUUUUUUUAUUUCCCAGUGUAUCUAACCCAUUGUGUGUGUCUACCUCAUGAAGAGCUGCCUCUUUAUAUCAAAUUGCAAUCUGAUAUGUCUGUGCUUAUGCAAGCAUACUAAAACCACUGUUUGUAUAGUUCAUGAAUUUUUCACCCUGAUCAUCGGGCAUGUUUCUGCUAUGCUACAUUUUCUGUCUUAUGAAUGACUCUUGAAUCAUAUUAAUGUUAAGUUUUGAUUUGAUGAUAAACACCUUAUCUGUGUAUAUGGAGAUUCAUUCAUUUAUUUCCAGGCCUUAGAAUGAAAGUUAAUUAUCAAAGAUAUGCAUCAGGGCAUAUUCUUUUGACUACAUGUCCAGGAAAAUACACAAUUUAUUUUGGACUUAAUUCUCAACUUGUAGUUUAUAGUCAGUAAUGAAUAACAUGCACAUACAGAUGCUUUAAAACAUAAUUAUUAAUUUGAAUGCUAAUAUGUACGUACCUGUAUUUUAAUAAAAAAAAAAUGUGAUGUAAUCAUGAAUAUAAUCAAUAUGCAUACUAAGCUCAUAUGAAAGGGACAGUGAAGAAAUUUUUGAUGUUGUAAUUUACUGUGAAUAAUAUAUAACGAGAGAGAAGAAACAAUAGGGAUUUUUGCACAGUAGUUACACCGCCUCUGAGGUAUUGCUGAGGCUAUACUGCCUGGUCAUCAUUACCUGACAGAUACAUUACUUAAUGUGAGGUGAGACCCCAUACAGUUCAUUAAGAUGAGGUGCCACUUUAUAUUACGUAUGUAAACAUGUAAUAUAUUACUUAUUUCUGUAUUAGGCUCAAACCCUGGUCUUUCAAAUAAAAGCCCAGGGAUCUACAUAUGUAGGUCAGUUGGUAGUGCCCUGGCCUUUAAUUUUAGAGAAUGGGGUUUGAUUGUGAUGCGAGUCAGAAAUUUGUGUACGCAAGUUGCUGUUAUAGUGUUUUGUUUAAGGAAUAUACUGUAAUGACAUGUAAAAGGAAACAUUCAUUACUCAGUAUUGUCGUAAUUAUUACAGCUUUUAACUAAUGUAUAAUCAAAACAUGCUGUCUUUUAUUUAAGACUUAUGUUGCUUCCAUAUACGUACUACUGUAGUGACCUGGAAGGGAAACUGUAAACAUAGAAUGAAAUAAUGUACAGAAUAUUGUAUCAUAUAGUAUCCAUCAGCUUGUUUUCAAUUCCACAUAAGUGAAGGGCUGACUGUAUGGAAUUUGACUCAGAAGUUACUUUGCCAGUGAACUUUUAAGGUGCAUUGCGUCUUCCCAGUACUUAGGUACCUUGUACAUGAUUGCUGUUCAGUCUCAUACCAGGUAGAGGGUAGGCAUACAUUUGCCAAUCAGGUGUUCAUGUUGCCAAACCACAAUUCAAAAGUUUUUGGUUUUUUGUUACAGUUCUUUCCAUCUUGAAAGAUGAUAGAAUGGGAGAAAGUCUUGUAUUUGUAUUAAGACACUUUUUAAGACUUUGUGUAUAACUGUGUGUAGUUUUUAUCCCGUGUGUGUUUUUCUUUUUAAAGUUUAAAUUAUUUGUUGUUAUUUGUACAUGAAAAGAUACCAUAAGUGUACUAUUUACAAUAGAUAUGAUCACAAUCCAUAAGCAAAAAACAAUUUGUUACAUUUAAUUGUAAAUUCUUUUAGCAUUAAUUUUAGAAAAAGGGAAUACAUAAUAUGUAUAAAGCAACUCAACAAAGUCAGAGUCAUGGAGGCUAUACUAAUAAGCCCAAAAAUAAUGUAUACCCUCAACCACUCAGUCUUGUUACUGGAAUAGAAAAUGAAUUGUACAACAUCCUUGUCACCUGGCCCUAUUUUUUUAAAAGAAUCAUACUUCUCAGUUUUACUUAAAUGUGAAAUUAACUAAGCUAAUACGAGGUGAAUUGUAUAUGUAGGCUGGUAGAAUUUGCGGUUUUAAAAGUUGCUCUUAUUGAAGUAUUAUUAUAGUAUUAAUAAUACCAUCAUAUUGUGCUUGCUAUCACCACAACUCAUACAAGUUAAACCAGUGACAUUCUUGAUUCAACUCUAGUUGGAAGGAAAUAGCAGUUGAUGGAUUAGCUAGCAAGAUGAUAUAUCAAGUUGUACUAGUAAACCACUGAGAUAGCGAUGUAGACAGAAGUAGACUGUAACAUCCGUGUGUUUUAAUGAUACAACUCACUGGACUCAAAAAGAGCUCUUAAGAUAUGUUUCUGAAAGCCUUGACUGGGAGAGGUUUGAUGAUUUAUAGCAAUGCUUUUUGAUAGCCAGGACAAUAGAAAUUAGGAGUUUCUUGAAUAUUCAAGACUGCUCCAAUUUCAAUAUGUUUUAUUAGUAAGAUUCAAUAUCAGCAGUUACUUGGGAGCUUUGGCAAGUGAGCUCAUGUGAAAACGGCAUAUUAUAUAUGCCAGAAAUCUCCUCAAUAAUCCAUGAAUGAAGAAACAAAAAAAUUUUGGAGUUAUGGAAAUAGAAUUCCAGUGCUUGAUAGUAGAGGGGUAACCAACUCUUUUGUUGUUGGUUGAACUGCUUAAUUAAGGUAAUGGAAAUAUGAGAUGGCUGUAGCAGUCUUAUAAAUAUGACUCCUGCAAGUCACUCAUAGUAUUCAUUCACAGCCAGUGUUUUAGAAGAAGGCCAAAAUUUUUGAAAAAUGUUAAUGGAGGUCAGGCAAUCUUAAAUUUUGUGCUUGCGACAAAAUGACGAGGUAUUUAGUACAGGGUAUUUAUUGCGUAAGAUGCUAGUUGAUCACUGUGUAGAAUUAUAGACGUGAUGAUUAGUCUAUAUAUGGUUGUGAGAUUGUUUAUUUAGCAUACUGUAAGUGUUGUAUAUGGCUAGGUAGGUUGUAUGUGCAAAAACCAAAUUCCUGUACUAUUAACUUUUUUUAAUAUGAAUUUAUCAGCCACUAUAAGUAAAAGACUGUUUCUCCUUCCCACCUUUUAAGUCUUUUUCCCACUUAUUUUUAUCUUCUUGAAGAUAGUUUGUACACCUUAAAUUUUGUUGUAGCUCCAUUGUGUUAAGCAUGAACUUAGUUUGUACAGUCCUUAAAUUGUUGUAGCUCCAUUGUGUUAAGCAUGAACUUAUUUUAUGCUUUUCACUAGAUGCUGGUGAGGAACACAAGAAUUUUAUCAUUCUUUGUUGAUCUUUUUGCAUUAGAAAGCAAAAAGGAGAUUGUAUUGGUAAAGUAGAUAGGUUUGGAUGUAUUGAUGAAAUAGUAGGUAGGUUUGGAGGAUGUAUUUUUAUUUUUUCUCUUUCUGUCCAUGUUUUUCAUUUCAUGAAACUACUUAAAGUAUUUCAGUACAAACUGUAGCUAGGAUUGUGUUAUACUGUACCUCAGAAACCUGUAAAGCAUUCCCGUUCUUACCUGCCCUUCCAAUUAUUUUAACAAGAAGGUAAUAGUCUUAGUACUUCAUAUCCUUAUUUGUUGACAUUUGGAAGUUAUCUUCCUAGGACUUUGUACAGCUAUGAAGGAUGUAUAUAUUUUUUCACCCAAUUUGAGAAUUUUGGAUGCAUGCAUUUCUUGAUGAUCAAUGUGUGCUAUGUACUGGUAUUUUUGCUCUCAAUUUUGUUGGUUCAUCAAUUUUAAGUAAGUUCACUUAUAAAUUAUUUUCUGUAAGUUUUAGAAAAUAUUGUCAAGAGCUUCAGUGUAGAUCCCCUGUUUAUUGAGGGGAAAUUUCUUUGCAAUCUGUCAUUUUUUGUAUGUACGUAUUCUUCAUCAAGUUUGCAAGAAGAGAUUUUACCUUUUGAACAAUUUUUCUUUUCAAAUUUAAUUUAUUCGGUAAUAUUGUAGCUCUCCACUGUGUUUUGUCUCUUAUUUUUAAUUCUUCAAACCUGAUAACAGGAUAUAAUUGAAAUAUGUGUGUAUGUACUAUUAAAAAGGCUCACCAACCUCUCCCUUGCAUGUUCAUGCAAACUUAGCAGUACGUAUGUAAGUUUUAUGGAUACAGAUGACCAUUUGUAAAUAUCUGCUAUGUUUAUUUAUAUUAUCUAAAGGAUAUCAAACACCAUGACAUUAGUGCCACAGUCUGACCUUAAUAGCCUCUUAGGAUGAGAUGAGAAGGUACAGCUUUGAAUUGAGAAACCAUAGAGAGAGGCAUUACAUACUGAACUUUUGCCAAAGCCAAAGAAUGUUAAUGCUAAGAAAAAUGUGUAAGAACCCCAGAGAGAAGCUGAUGGAUGAUAUUAGAGAAGAGGAUUUCACUAUCAGCUAGAUGAGGCAUUCUUAACACACCCUGCAAACUGAUUUUGACAGUGAAGGAAAAAAAGUAGUAGUCGAAAGAAUGAAAACAUGGAAAUAAAAAAAAUGAAGAGGUUAGAAAGGAGCAUGGUGGUGGCUUUGAUAUACGUCAUCAAAAAAUGAUAGUGGAAACAGCUAAAAGUAAAAUAAACCAAAGGCAAUCAGAAGUACGUUUGUGACAUUCAGGGAAGGCUUUAUAUUGAGAGAAUCAGCAGUUUUAUCUGGAAAUACAGAAAGCAAUUCAAGAGAAGAGAGCCUUCAAGCUCUGUAAGAAGAUAGAGAGGUACUCAUUGAGAGAAGAGAGAGGCUAGAAGACAGUUAGCAUGGCAAAGGGAAUGAUUAGAGAGGAUUGAAUUCAAAAUCUCACUGUAGAAGAGAGAAAAUAAGAUAAUAUUCAGGAUAGUCAACUGGGGGAGAUAGAAGGAAACGGUGUGAAAGGGUAAAGUAUAUAAAAGACAUGAAUGUAAGUGAAGUUGAAGGGAAAGAAAUAAUGGAACAGUGGGAUUAGACUUUUGGAAGUACUAUAGUCAUAAUAAAAAGAAUGAAUAUAAACUGGAGGAUGUUGCCAAGACAAACCAAGAGAGAUUAUAAGAGAGCCAAUUGAAAAAUUAAAAGAGGAAAGCCUCGGAGGCAUUUUGGAAUAACUGGCUACUGUUACCUAAAAAUCCUGGUAAAGGAUAGGACAAGAACAAAAGUGGAGAAAAAAAAGUUAAAUUUUUUAUUCAUACGGACUAGGGUCCGCACCUCCCAGUCCCACUACGUAAUUUCUUGCAGUUGGUGGACCAUGGGAUUUGCCCACUUCUUUUAGCUGAUGGCAUUUUUCUCCUUCUUUUUUAGAGGGACUAAACUGUUUGAGAUGUUUUCUUGUCUACUUAUUCAUUUUUUUCUUUUCUUAAUAAGUAAGCUCUACUCUUUCUGCAUUUCCCUUACCACCUCUUACUUCUGCAUAGUAAACACCAUAAUCUUUGGAAGCUUGGAUUUCAUGUCAAUGGCCCCUGUGGUGGGCUUGUUCCAUAUGAACAGGGUUCAUCAUCUAAAUAAUAAUAAUGAUGAUGAUGCACAAAAGAGCUAAUUACAUUAGCAGGGAAAAAUAUUUAUUUUUAGGAAAAAAUGUGUUUGGUGGUAUUUCGUGACUUCAAAGUAUUAUUUAAUGGCUGAACUGUGGAAGAUGCCUUAUUAUGAUGUACAAUAAUAAGCAUGAAGUUAACAGUAUUUGGAUUAGGUGGUUCAUUUUUAAGCUUAAACGCUGUGUAGCUGCUUAUGACCCCAUAUACAUUUAUGUAAUUAUAUAUGUUUGGAAGUUGAUAGGAAUAAUUUUUAAAGCUUUUUAAAAUGAUAUUUUAUGUAACUGUUGUAUCUGAUCGUGUAGAUGCGUGGUCUUUGGCCACUCUUCACGUGAUAUACGCACGCGUUGCCAGAUCUCACAAGAUUCCUUGCCUUCAUCUGAGAUUUAACCGGAUCCAGCUAGGCACUAGAAAUUAUCGUAUUGUUAAAACCGUAGGUGGUUCAUUUUUAAGUUUAAGCGCUGUGUAGGUGCAUAUGACCACGUAUACAUUUAUGUAAUUAUAUAUAUGUUUGGAAGUUGAUAAGGACAAUUUUUAAAGCUUUUUAAAACUAUAUUUUAUGUAACUGUUGUAUCUGAUCGUGUAGAUGUGUGGUCCUUGACCACUCUUCACCCGAUAUAUGCACGCGUUGCCAGAUCUCACAAGAUUCCUUGCCUUCAUCUGCGAUUUAACUGGAUCCAGCUAGGCACUAUUGUUAAGACCUUAGUUGUAGCUAUGAAAAAUACAAAUUGUCUUGGAAAAUUUAUCAUUUUUAAUUGUUUUAAAUAUCACGCAAGACAGUAUUGUAUCAGUUUUGAAGAAAAAAGUUAAAAUGGACAAGUUGUGAAUUAAUAUUUUUUUUAUAACUUCUUAAGGUUAAGAUAUUGUAGAGAAAAUAAAGUUAUGGAUUACUAUUAUAGAAAGCAGAAGCUUAGUGUUAAUUUUCUCUCUUCAUCUCACUAUUAUAAUGUGUUGGGAAAGAGUUACAUAUAGGUUUGUACUUAAAUUAUGUAUAAAUUUGUAUUUUUCAUGUAUUUUUUAUUUUACAUAUUUUGUCAGAAGUGUUUUAUCUGUUAUGUAUAGUAUUAUAUACAUUAUCCUUGUUUCAUUGAAAGUUUUUGAUUGAGUUGAGGCAUUUUAGGUGAUGUCAUUUUGAAAGUGUGUCGUUCUUUAAGUUUGUGACCGUUGGUUUACAUUUUGAUUACUUGACAGUGUAGGAGGAAAUUUAAUAAUUGGUGAUAAUAGUGACAUAGCUUAUCACCAGGUACUAUUGGACUUUCAUGAUCUGUUCUCUCCAUGUUCUCAUGUCCUAACGGAACGUAUCAUCAUAUCAUUAUGUAGUUAAAAUGUAAUAGGUUUAUUUGCAAAUGUCAUUUAGACAUGCAGGGUCCUUUUUUGCAUUUGUAUACAAUGCCUUUUUUUGUUUUCAAAAACUAGUGUUUUUGAUAUAUGAUUUUAUUUAUGUAACUGGUAAGUUGCGCACUGGAUCUGUGAUCUAGGAUUGUGUAGUAUGGUUGUUUUGUUAUAUAAAAGUACUACUGUCAAGGUAGUCUUAAGAAAGUUUAUGUUGAUGUACCACAACUAAAUGCAUUAGAGAUCUGUACAGCAUUUUAUUUUAUUUAAUCAUUUUUUCUAUGCGUUGACAUGUUUUGGCUUAGCAUAAAAAUUCUGCGCAGCUCUCUAAUGCAUUUAGGAGCAUGGUAAUUUACUUGUUUUACUACCUAUAUAUUUUGAAUUUCUGAGACCAUUUUCAUUGCAAAAUAACCCUUAUUUUGACAUCCUCUGAACAACAUUUGGUAAAUCAUGCUGUUGACCAUAAUUUCUUUCAAGUGAAGUAAUUGGUUUUUAAGCAGAUUUUUAAAGUAUGAGGAUUUUGUUGAAAGUUAUUGGAUACCAUUUUAAUUUUAAUAUUGAAGACAAAACCUUUGGGCCAGUGUUGAAUGCCGAGUAUUAUAUCGCCUGGUUGAACCGUUGUGCACAAUGAUAACAACAAUAGUUCUAACAAGUAAUAUUAGCAGGCUUAAUUCAAGUGAAUGUUUCAGAGUGAUUGUUCAGAUAUACAAAAAAAUUUGUUUUUCCCAUUGACAGUUGCACAAGGAAAGGUGCUUGCUUGUACAGUAUUCCUAAAAUUAGUUGAAUGUAGGUAUAAUUAAAAAAUAAUUUUUCUAAGCUAAAUAUUGAUUAUUCCCAAAUUAGUUUGCUUCAUAUAUUUUUGAAAUAUACUACAACAUCUGGUAGUAGUCAAACUUAUUUAGAAGUCAAUGGUUUUCUCUCCAGCUACAGUGAUUUUGGGCCUGAAAAACAUUUACCCUUGAAGGUAUGCAGAAUAUGAUUUUAUUGUAUUUGGUCAUUAAUUUUAAAACCACAACAUUUCAGUCACUUUUAAGAGCUUUGUCAAUUCAAAGUUUGAAAUUUGUUUGGAUGUUAGGAAGACAUAUAUUAUAUGGAGUACCAUUAUGUAUUUAUUAAAUACGUACUAAUCAGAAUCAAAGAGCAUUUGGCUUAAAAACUGUGAGAGACAAAUGUUAUGAUACUCUUUUAAUUUAUCUUUGUGCUGGAAAUGUUUCCAGCAAAUAGAUAUGUAUGAAGUAGCUGUCAGAAUAAACUGUAGAAAAGGUAAGUGUUGUAACUGUGUAAUGAACACAGACCUCCUGUGUUGUAAAUUAAGUAGUAGUACUUACUGUAUAUCAUGCCUGUAAUGUCAGCUGGCUGACUGCUGCAUAAAUGUGAUACCUGUAGGAAAAUAUAAAUGGUGAAAUUACAUGUUAGUGGCUCAAGAACUACAUUUUUUUUAAUUAAAUGUGUACUGUACUAAUUAAUGAUAGUAGUGAAGAAUACCUAGUUAUAAUGAAAGCAAUAGAAAGGCUAUUACUUAAGAAAGAUGAACAUUUCAUGAUUUUUUUAUGGUAUGUAAAGAGAUUGGAUUCUUCCAAUAGCAUAUUUUUAAAUUUAGUUGUAAUCAGCAACUAAAGAAUAUUGGAGUGGGUAUCAAAAUGUGUACUAGUGUUGGUACAAUAAACUAUGUACUAUCUG
Macrobrachium nipponense is the source of this 11971-nucleotide messenger RNA. RefSeq names its product beta-1,3-galactosyltransferase brn-like. The coding region runs from base 438 to 1586 and encodes 382 amino acids. Gene Ontology annotation, cellular component: Golgi membrane. The record is from RefSeq and is a predicted model, not a curated record. The transcript has 3 exons. Gene Ontology annotation, molecular function: UDP-glycosyltransferase activity; hexosyltransferase activity. NCBI's taxonomy places the organism in Eukaryota, Metazoa, Arthropoda, Malacostraca, Decapoda, Palaemonidae.